CACAAACACACACAAAAAAAGAUGUACAACUGUCUCUUUUAUAUCACAGAAAGUACAUUUAUUCUGGCGGUUGUUAACCGGUUCAACUGGUUCAUUGUAAAAGAUCCGACUCAUAAGAAUGAUUCGUUAGCGAAUCCUCUGAUUUGUUUCAUCGGAGCGGCGCUGUGAACAAACGGCAGCAUUUGUUUUCAACGGAAGCACUUUGCACGUCACAAUAAGAGUAUCAUAUCACCCAUCUGAGAUGGUGUUUUUCUAAAAAAAGUUUUUAAUACUUUGUUGCUGCGGUUUAAAACGAUUUUUCCUUUAGCAUGAUUGUCAAUUACAGUAGUAGCAGUUCUGAGGAAGAAACGGAACACUCUUCAAAAAAUGAUUCCUCACCUUUAAGGAAAAGAAGAAAACCUGACGCUCAAACCAGCACCAGUGAACCUUUGGAUCAUGGAUCUGUUAAAAGGAAAGCUGGCAACUUGACACCUCGCUUGCCUCUUCCUGACAGCGUGAAGGAGAUGUUCAGGGAAUCAGAAGAACAGUGGACCGAUAAAAGUGAAGAACACGGAGGGCGACAUCGGUCCUUCCAGCAUGAGCGAGGCAACUGGGCUACAUACGUGUUCUGUCCUUAUGAUCCUGAGGAGGCCUUCCUGGAGCUACUCAAUGAAAUAAUGGCGGUUGCAGCCGCUCACGGUGUCCCUAUGACUCUGUCAGAAGAAUUUCACCUCAGUCUCUCGAAGACGGUGGUUCUUCGCCAUCACUGGAUUCAACCGUUCAUUCAGUCCAUUCGAACUGGUCUGACCCAGUUCCACAAGUUUUUCUGCUUGGCUGAUAAACUGAGGGUGUAUUCUAAUGCUGAAAAGACUAGGACCUUUCUUGGUAUGGAAAUCUCCACUGGACAAACUCAGUUGCUUGAGCUAAUCAAAAUAGUGGAUGAAACCAUGAAAGAAUUCAACCUUAGCACCUUUUAUAAGGAUCCUUCUUUCCACAUAAGCCUCGCUUGGUGUGUAGGCAACCAUACGGAAAAACUGAAAAAGACAUGUUUGUCAGAAAUGCAGAGUCUCGUUGAUGCUUAUGAAGACGGGCCAUUUUACAUAAAGCUCAAUUGCACCGAGCUUCGCUGCAAAGCGGGAAAUAAAGUCUUUCUUUUUCCCCUCCAGUGAUCUUAAAACACUGUUAAGAAUGUGAAUUUUCAAGUUUGUUUAUAUAUAUAUAUAUAUAUAUAUAUAUAUAUAUAUAUAUAUAUUAUAUAUUGUUUUUUUUUAAAAAAAUAUUAGUUCAAUUCCACAAUAACAAUUUCCUGAUAAUUUACUCACCCCCAUGUUAUCCAAGAUGUUCAUGUCUUUCUUUCUUUAGUCGAAAAUAAGUUUUAUGAGGAAAACAUUUCAGGAUUUUUCUCCAUAUUGUGGACUUCAAUGGGGAUCAAUGAGUUGAAGAUCCAAAUUGCAGUUUCAGUGCAGCUUCAAAGGGCUCUACACGAUCCCAGCUUAGGAAUAAGGGUCUUAUCUAGCGAAAUAAUUGGUAAUUUUACAAAAAAAUUAAAAUUUAUAUACUUUUUAACCACAAGCACUUGUCCUGUGCUUGACUUCACACAUUUAGCAAACAAGUAAAAAAAAAAAAAGUCACGUGACGUGCCCAGUGUUUACAAAGCGAACAUGUAAAGUCAAUCGCCCUGUACAAAAAAAGGUAAAACAACGUCAGAUGAUUUUGAAGUUGGAGGAGAAAAUGAGAUGGAGUUUUUUCGCCUUGAACCGAGGUACACAAACAAAUGUGUGAACUUUCCAAUAUAGUAACGUAAUGUGUGAAGUCAUAGAUGUGCAUUGCAGAGCUAGUGGAAGAUGAGCAAUGAAGUAUAUCAAUUUAAGUUUUUUUUUUUUUUUUUUUUUUUUUUGGAGAAUCGUUUUGCUAGACAAGACCCUUAUUCCUUGGCUGAGCCCCGCAGUUUGGACUUUCAACCUGUUGAUCUCUAUUGAAGUCCAUUAUAUGGAGUAAAAUCCUGGAAUGUUUUCCUCAAACUUUUUUUUCGACUGAAGAUGGAAAGACAUGAACAUCUGAUGACAUGAGGUUGAGUCAAUUUUGAGGAAAUUUUCAUUCUGGAAGUGAACUAAUCCUUUAAAACUUUUCAUAUUUAA
Messenger RNA from Labeo rohita (rohu), 2117 nucleotides. RefSeq names its product U6 snRNA biogenesis 1 (gene usb1). Bases 309 to 1148 code for a protein of 279 amino acids. Gene Ontology annotation, biological process: U6 snRNA 3'-end processing. Lineage: Eukaryota; Metazoa; Chordata; Actinopteri; Cypriniformes; Cyprinidae. Gene Ontology annotation, molecular function: 3'-5'-RNA exonuclease activity. Gene Ontology annotation, cellular component: nucleus. The transcript is spliced from 7 exons. The record is from RefSeq and is a predicted model, not a curated record.